Molecule: messenger RNA, 891 nt
Organism: Merops nubicus (carmine bee-eater)
Lineage: Eukaryota; Metazoa; Chordata; Aves; Coraciiformes; Meropidae
Gene: RCAN1
Product: regulator of calcineurin 1
Exons: 4
Coding region: 25-609 (194 amino acids)
Biological process (GO): calcium-mediated signaling
Cellular component (GO): nucleus; cytoplasm
Molecular function (GO): calcium-dependent protein serine/threonine phosphatase regulator activity; nucleic acid binding
Source: RefSeq, a predicted model, not a curated record
AGUAUUGCUUUGGCAAAGCACAAAAUGCAUUUCAGAAAUUUUAACUACAGUUUUAGUUCUCUGAUCGCCUGUGUGGCAGAUAGUGAUGUCUUCAAUCAAGCAGAAACAAGGGCCAAAUUUGAAUCACUGUUUAGAACAUACGACAGAGAUAUCACCUUUCAGUAUUUUAAGAGCUUCAAAAGAGUACGAAUAAAUUUCAGUAACCCUUUAUCUGCAGCAGAUGCUAGAAUACAGUUGCACAAGACAGAGUUCCUUGGAAAAGAAAUAAAACUGUAUUUUGCUCAGACUUUGCACAUUGGAAGCUCACAUUUGGCACCACCAAAUCCAGACAAACAGUUUUUGAUUUCACCCCCUGCCUCUCCACCUGUUGAUUGGAAGCAAGUAGAAGAUGCUACUCCAGUCAUUAACUAUGACCUUUUAUAUGCUAUCUCCAAGUUAGGACCAGGAGAAAAGUAUGAGCUACAUGCUGCAACUGACACAACUCCCAGUGUUGUCGUCCACGUAUGUGAGAGUGACCAGGAAAACGAUGUGGAGGAAGAAACAAAGAAACCCAAACCAAGAAUUAUUCAGACCAGAAGGCCAGAUUAUACUCCUACCCAUUUAAGUUGAGCUGCUGUUGUUUUUCCAAGGGUAACAAGCAGACAUAUGCAACGGAAAUGUUUACUGUGGAAACAGCAGGUCACAGGUUUGUGGCAACAGCAGCAGUCAUAGUAGCAGAAACUCCAAUACAAGUUUGCUCAGAAAAAAAAUACAGGAAGUUUCAUCCUUAUUUUUGAUGCUACGGGUUGAUGGAUGACAUGAGUGUAUUCUGGGAUCACUGGGAACGAAAGAUAGGCAGAAGAAAAUGUUUUGAGACCUAACAGGACAAACUAGGUGUUUUUUCUGGGGGGG